UCACAAUGUCCAUACUUUUGUUAAUCAUUCUAGUUUUUGCAAGGGAGUUCCUCCAGUGACUUUCUGACAGGGAACCCAGGAACCCUCUUCUCCCUUUGUUUGAUAUACUUUGUUGUAUAAAAUGACAGUUGGUCACUAUCAAAAGCAACUAGAGUGUGGGUUUGUUCCUUGGACUAAUCCAUUUUCUGGUUGCUUUUGUGUCAAGACCUCUCUGUUGCGGCUACCACCGAAAUACGUCUUUUUCAAAACUGGCAGGAGACUUCGAUCUACUUGGAGCUUCUAUAAAGACAAUAGUUGUAGCUGUUGUGCGUCAGGUCAACCAGACGUUUUAGUAGAGUUGAAUCAACGUCUGCGAAAGAGACCCAUCUACUUGGUUGGUAUGAUGGGAAGCGGCAAGAGUACCAUUGGACAGUGCUUGGCUUCAAAGCUAAGUUAUUCGUUCUUGGAUACUGAUCAAGUGAUAGAACAAGUUGAACAAAAGAAGAUAACUCAAAUAUUUGAACAGGAUGGAGAAGACAAGUUCCGAGAAGUGGAAAGCAACAUACUGAAUCAAAUACAACCCUGUCUUGGUUAUGUGGUUGCCACUGGAGGUGGUAUCGUAUUAAGAAGUAGUAAUUGGUCUAUUCUUCGUGUAAGUGAUCGUUUUCUAUGUUGGUUUUUGUUUAUUUCUAGGUAGAGUGGUGUAGUGGUGUUUUUGGAUAUUACUGUUUCUACUAUUAUGAAACGACUAUUGAAUGAUACAAGUCGUCCUCUCUUACAAGGUUCUGAACCUCAGAGGAGACUAGAGGAAAUACGUCGCAGAAGACUACCACUUU
Molecule: messenger RNA, 815 nt
Organism: Galdieria sulphuraria
Lineage: Eukaryota; Rhodophyta; Bangiophyceae; Galdieriales; Galdieriaceae
Product: shikimate kinase
Exons: 1
Coding region: 122-676 (184 amino acids)
Cellular component (GO): cytosol
Source: RefSeq, a predicted model, not a curated record